AUGGGUAACUUCCGAUGCUCCAAAUGCCAUAAAAUAAGAUUUGGGCCCAGAAGGGUACUCCAUGUUGCACCGUCAUUGUGGCUCAUCACAAGACAAACGUGGAGGAGUUCAAUCUACAGGCCACCAUGUCACGGUUUUUCAAAUUUUAUAAACGAAUUUUGGGAUCAUGUCGACACCAUUAUCAAUUUCAACAUCCUAAUCAUCAUUUGUGGUGAUUUCAAUGUACCGGGGCAGCUCAGAGUCAUUGAACAGCAUCUCGAAUCAUCAAUUAAAGCCCUUGGGCUUAUUCAGCACGUGCAAUAUAUGCGAUUCAGACUUGCCGUCGAUUAA
Molecule: messenger RNA, 330 nt
Organism: Helobdella robusta
Lineage: Eukaryota; Metazoa; Annelida; Clitellata; Rhynchobdellida; Glossiphoniidae
Exons: 3
Coding region: 1-330 (109 amino acids)
Source: RefSeq, a predicted model, not a curated record